AUGUUCAAGAAAGUGAAAAGGAGAACACAGGGGCGUCGUAACUUUGAUGAUUCGGUGACUAUGAUACAGGGUCCAGUUGAAGAAACUAUUCUUCGAGAAUAUCCUGAUCGUAUCUCAUUCUACAAGUUACCCCCUCUAACUGAGAUAACCCUAGACGAAUUCGAGACGUAUGCGAUAGAUCGGUUGAAGAUUUUGAUAGAGAUCAACAAUUUGCAGAGUCAGGGCACAAAGUACAGCGACCUGGUCAAACUUAUGACCGAGAGACUGAAGGUUUUGGUUCCGAUGCAUCCUUUGAACACCAUCGAACCAGAACUAUUGUUGGAGGAGAGACGUAAAGACCACUAUUCGCACUUUAUCUUACGGUUGGCCUUCUGUAGAAGCGAAGAGCUUAGGAGGAAGUUUGUCAGCUCCGAGACUUUCUUGUUCAAAUUGAGAUAUUCACAACUUACAAAACUAGAGAGACAGCAGUUUAUCAACAAAUUAGAGUUUGUUUGGGCGGAGGUUUCAGAAAAUGAGAAAAACACUUUGAGGAAAGAGCUCAUUGCAACACAUUAUAAUGAUGUAGCACAAGGUCUGAAACAAGGAACUCUUAGCGGUUCAUCGGAGUAUAACCAGCGGAAACUGCUUGAUGAAAGAGAAGUUUGGAGAUGUUUGCAAAACGAAAAAAUAAGUAAGCUUCCAUGGGAUGAUGUUCCGGAUCUAGUAUCACAACGUAAAGUUGUUUUACAUAAAGGUUAUGCAUAUGUGCCCGAAUUUCUACAAAUGAAUUUGUUGGCCAACGAGUUUUCCAAAUUUCUGGAAUCACAAUUAUUAGAGACUCUCAAACUACUCCCUGGUCUAGAUGAAGACGAGAGAUUGAUACCUAUUCUUGAUAAUCUGUCUAAAGGUUAUGUUAGUAGUGAGUUCCAAGCGUUUGAUGAAUCUGUCGAAAACGACUCCGAGAUAAAUGCAAUGAAUGUCAAACAAUUUGAAAAGUACUUCCCAGCGUGUGGUCAUCGUUUGAUGGAAGGCUUGGAGGAGCACCACCAUUUAAGAUUCACAGCAAGGCAGCAAUUAACCAUGUUUCUUAAAGGUAUAGGAUUAGGGCCUAGCGAAGCUUUAAAGUUCUGGCAAAUGAUGUUUACCAAUGGGCCUGGCACCAUGACUGUGGAUAAGUUUAACAAGGAAUACAAGUAUAAUUUCAGACACAGCUAUGGUUUAGAAGGUGCACGAAUCAACUACAAACCGUGGGGAUGUUCUAUGAUCAUGUCCAAACCCAAACCUACCAAGCAAGAGUACCAUGGAUGUCCAUACCGUGAUUUGAAUACUGACAAAUUGACCUCCUUGUUGAGGAAAAUGGGAAUGAGUGAUGAUGCAAACAUGCAGAAAGUUGUUGAGCUGAGUGAUGCAAGAGAAUAUCAGGGUGCUUGCACCAAGGUUUUUGAAGUUUUGAAUGCUAAAAACAUUCAAGCAAACAUGACUAAAGGCUUGAAUGUCAUGGAAACACCAAUAACGCAUCCAAAUGAUUACUUUAACAGGGGACUACUCUAUGAAACUCGUCUGAAAGACCAUUGA
Messenger RNA from Pichia kudriavzevii, 1554 nucleotides. RefSeq lists its product as uncharacterized. The coding region runs from base 1 to 1554 and encodes 517 amino acids. NCBI's taxonomy places the organism in Eukaryota, Fungi, Ascomycota, Pichiomycetes, Pichiales, Pichiaceae. The record is from RefSeq and is a predicted model, not a curated record. Gene Ontology annotation, biological process: DNA replication, synthesis of primer. Gene Ontology annotation, cellular component: alpha DNA polymerase:primase complex. The transcript has a single exon.